This is a messenger RNA of Cinclus cinclus, 648 nucleotides long. It is a transcript of the gene CABP7, whose product is annotated as calcium binding protein 7. The transcript has 5 exons. The record is from RefSeq and is a predicted model, not a curated record. Gene Ontology annotation, molecular function: calcium ion binding. The coding region runs from base 1 to 648 and encodes 215 amino acids. Lineage: Eukaryota; Metazoa; Chordata; Aves; Passeriformes; Cinclidae.
AUGCCUUUCCACCCGGUGACGGCGGCGUUGAUGUACCGGGGGAUCUACACCGUCCCCAACAUCCUCGCCGAGCAGCGCCCCGUGGAGAUCCCCGAGGAUGAGCUGGAGGAGAUCCGGGAAGCCUUCAAGGUGUUCGACCGCGAUGGGAACGGCUUCAUCUCCAAGCAGGAGCUGGGCACAGCCAUGCGCUCCCUGGGGUACAUGCCCAACGAGGUGGAGCUGGAGGUCAUCAUCCAGCGCCUCGACAUGGAUGGUGACGGGCAGGUGGACUUCGAGGAGUUUGUGACAUUGCUGGGGCCCAAGCUCUCCACGUCAGGUAUCCCGGAGAAGUUCCACGGCACGGACUUCGACACUGUCUUCUGGAAGUGUGACAUGCAGAAGCUGACAGUGGACGAGCUGAAGCGGCUGCUGUACGACACCUUCUGCGAGCACCUGUCCAUGAAGGACAUCGAGAACAUCAUCAUGACGGAGGAGGAGAGCCACAUGGGCACAGCCGAGGAGUGCCCCGUCGACGUGGAGACCUGCUCCAGCCAGCAGAUCCGCCAGACCUGCGUGCGGAAGAGCCUCAUCUGCGCCUUCGCCAUCGCCUUCAUCAUCAGCGUGAUGCUCAUCGCCGCCAACCAGGUGCUGCGCAGCGGGAUGAAGUAA